This is a messenger RNA of Amoebophrya sp. A120, 1484 nucleotides long. The record is from the annotation of a GenBank genome assembly. NCBI's taxonomy places the organism in Eukaryota, Dinophyceae, Syndiniales, Amoebophryaceae.
CAGGUUUCAGUGUUUCAUUGCGAUGUCGUUGACAAAAUCAAAAAGGAAAAGCUGCAACCCGCUCGACCACGUACACGCAGGUAGACUAGGACUUGCUCGUCUCCUUGGUUGGCGUUUGGUCACUUUUCUAGGUUCUCAGCCUGACGAGUCCUAGUCAUGAUAUUUUUACAACUGGACGACGCAGCCACAAAUGCCGGCACGAAAGGAUGCUCGACAACCGAAAGUUCCUUUUUCUUGUUUGUAUGCUGACCCCCUUCUGCAUCGGCAAUCGUAUAGGUUGGAAUGUCUCCGCAGUGCUCCAAGAAUAGUAGCGUGAAAACAAAAAAGUGAAAGUGUUUGUCUUGUUACCUUACACUGACUUACCCAACACUGAUCAUACCACAUACAUAUCGAUUUCGAUUUGAGAUUUUGAUUUUGUGUUCUUUGCGGUGAGUGCACAAAAGUAGAAACCAACAUGAGCAAGCGCCGGCGCAGGUCUUCUUCGCGCGGCAGGCGAAACGACAGAAAGCGACAGAACCGAGAGCGCAGCAUCAGCAGAGAGCGGCGAAAUCGCAAUCGGUCGGGAAGGCGACGAACACCCGAUCGGGGUCCUCCUCGCCGUAAUCGGGUCGUGUCAAAGGACAGGGGGCAGGACCGUAGAAGGGAAAAGCGAAAAUCGCCCCAGCUGGGCGACCGAGAUCGAGCGACGCUGGACCGAGCGGCCCGUCACGCGCGCUGGGUGAAAGAGGAAGACGACGAUCUCUCUGCCGCCACUGACGCUAGACGGAAAGAGGAAAAGAGGGGAAAUAAAGCUGGGGAGAAGGAGAAGCGAAAUAAAUCCCCGGACGACGAGGAUGAGAAAGACAAGGUCGUAGAUGACCGUCGGGACAAAGAAGGAGACAAGGACCAUGCCAAGAGGCCCCCGCGUCCUGGACAGAACAGAGAUCGGCUCAAGUCGGGUUCUAGCACCAACGUCGUUCCUGCGAGUUCUUUGGCGACCAAGAAUGUUCUUGGGAGCAGUGAGGAAGGAGUAGCGGAACAUGAUUCCUCCCCUUCUGGGAGCGAGUCUGAGCUGCUGGUCACCGAGGAACUGGAAAAGCAGGUGGUCGAAAAACUCAAGUCAACCGAGGUCCAAAACGAGAUUCAACAAACAGUGCAGCGUGAGCUAGCAAAGCGCUGGGAGCAUCGAAAAGCGGAGAUUCUGCGGGAGUACGAGCAACGAAAACGGGAGCUGAUCGUUCAACAGGAGCGCCGUUUACGCGACGAGCAGGCGGAUGCGACGCGAACGAAAAACGCACAGAACCAGGGCAUUGACCAAAUCAUCUCAGAAAAUCUGCGACGCAUCCAAGAAAACCAAGAUAAGACGUUGCAGCAACCUCAUGAGGCCCGCAAGUCGCUUGGCACCUCCGCGAGCGACAGGUAGUGAAAGAUCGCAAUUUGUGCUGACGCUGAACGAUACGUGCUUGCGAAACUAGUAUAGCGACAUUGAAGUAUUCCGGAUCCAU